Messenger RNA from Ramularia collo-cygni, 528 nucleotides. RefSeq lists its product as uncharacterized. Bases 1 to 528 code for a protein of 175 amino acids. Lineage: Eukaryota; Fungi; Ascomycota; Dothideomycetes; Mycosphaerellales; Mycosphaerellaceae. The transcript has 2 exons. The record is from RefSeq and is a predicted model, not a curated record.
AUGGUCCACCCAGAAGUCCUACCAACCCCAUCGAUCAGCGCUGCAAACGCAAUCUGGACUUCUCACGGUCAGGCAAUCAUCCAAGUCCCAGCUACAGAAGCCUACAGCGCUUUGCGAGACUUUCAGUCGUACUCGGUCUGGAACAAGUUCACUCCGUCAAUUUCGACUCCAUCCGGUACCAACAACAUCGAACUGAAUGACAGGAUCAGUAUCUCCUAUCGAGCAGAUACCAGAGAGAAUACCACUUCAAUUCCGUGUAGAGUCACAGCGGUAUCGGAUAAUGACAUGACUUUUGCUUUGCGAGCAUGGCUGCCCUUCGUACCGGAAUGGCUACUUGUACCCGAGAAAGUGCACAAGAUCACAAGCAGAGGUGAAGAUGAAUGUCUAUACCAAGUCUACGAGACACAGAGCGGAGUUUUGGCGUAUGCUGUGAAGUAUUGGAUGGGUGCGAAGCAAUCAAACAUGAAUCAGUCCAUAGCAGAUGCACUGAAGAUGCAUUGCGAGAAAACGAAGCGAAGAACCCAUUGA